AUGCACAGCGGCGGCCCGACAUUUCGUCAUGACGGCGAUGUAGGGGACCACGACGGCUAUCCACCAGCGAACACUGUCGCCCACACUCUUCAAUACACACCCAGUGCACGCCUCAAGAUUUUCCUCUCCUAUGGGCACGACAGGUUCCAAGCUCUUGCGUUCCACUUGAAAGCAGCAUUGCAACGACGCGGUCACGUGGUGUGGCUGGACAUUGAAAAGCUGUCGGCUGGUAUCGACUGGGAGGAAGGUAUUGCAGGCGGCUUGUCCUGGGUGCGAGAUGCAGGUGCAGACGGUCGAGUGCUGCUGAUCAUGACGCCUCACGCUCUACGACGGCCAGACGGCUAUUGUCUCAAUGAAGUGGCCAGGGCUGCGUCUUUGAGACUUAAUAUCUUUCCUGUUAUGGUUGCCGAGAGCGCUCCACCGCCGAGUAUCGCCAUGUUGCCAUUCUUCGAUAUGCGCGACUGCGUCCCCGAGGAUGUGGAGCAUGCAAAGGACAGUCAGGCGUGGCAAGAUCGCAUGAAAAGCUGCUUAGAAACGUCCACCUUCCUGGACAAGGCGGAGCGGUUGUAUACCGUCCUAGAACUGCUGAAUACAACGACUGACGCUGUGUUGUUACAGUUUGAGUCCAUUACAAGCUACGGCGUUCCUGCAGUCACAGGGUUGGCGAAUUUACGUCUCUUCCCAGGGUUCGAUGACCCUCAUCUGGACACGCCACGGAGUAGCAGUGUACGGCGAUUACUGUCGUUGUCUCCAACACGCGGACGGUCCGCCAGCCUCGAUGAAAACGGAGCUGUGUCGUGUCGAUCAACGCGCUAUGUGCUGAGCUACGACGAGAGUUGCUACGUGCUUGCUCUGCGUAUAUACCAAGAUCUUACCGACUCUGGCUACGCAGUGUUCCCUGUCUCAUCGGUGAUAACAAUGGAAGACGCAAGUUCUGGACUCAACUCUCGAGAAGAUGCUCUGCAAUGGGCGUCGGCCGAGAGAGAUGGCAAACUGAUCCUCUUGUUGACAGCAGAGAGUGUGGGGCGUCCGCAUGGUGUCAGUCUGAACGACGUGUCUGCAGCUAUGAGCGCAGGACUGGGCUUUGUGCCUCUACUCGUCCGCUCGUGCGAGAUUCCGCUCUCUAUCUGUCGAAUCCAAUGGCUCGACAUGACUGACUGUCUUGUAUACAGUGGCGAUGGGUUUGCAAGUCUCAAUCGAGUUCGAUACGAGAGUCGCAGGGAGCAACUAGUAUCAGCUUUGGAAGGGACGCUGGACCAUGAAGGUCAGCAGACUCGACUCUUCUCGCUGCUGUCGCCCUUCAGCUUCCAGCGUCAGAUCAGCCACCUCACGGAGACUUUUGUGGGCAGAGAAUGGCUCUUUCAGCUCUUCCAACGAUGGGUUCAAGGCUCUGCGGCUUCAACUCGUGAGCUCAGUAACCAGCGAGUUUUCUGGGUUAUCGGUCAGAUCGGUUCGGGGAAAUCGUCCGUGGCGGCGUGUAUGGUGCAGGCUUGUCCCGAAAUUGCGGCGUUCCACUUCGCCACACAAGAAGAUGAGCAGACACACAAUGCUCGACGAUGUGUUCUCUCGCUCGCUUAUCAACUCACCACGCAGCUACCCGAGUACGCGCACUAUUUGCAGUCUCACGAGCCAUUGGAAGAGAUGGUCCCGGUUGCUUCGUUCGUGGAACUCGUGACGCAUUUGCUGAUUGGUCCUCUAAAUGCCAUUGCGAGACCAUCGAAGUACAAGUCGCUGGUCCUGCUGAUUGAUGGCGUCGAGUGGCUACUACCGGCUUCCUGUACGCCUGUAAAUGGGGGAUCAUGGAGAGAAAGUAAAGACGAAGAGUGUCUCGUGUCAAUGCUACCAAUGCUCGUGUCACGCUUACCGGAAUGGGUGCGUAUUGUCUUGCUGAGUCGAGAAGAGCCCCCCGUGCUCUCCAAACUCCACGCCUUCGACCCUCCUGACGUGAUUAUCGAGCAAUUCAAGCUGCAAAACGACCAAGAUAUCCGUCGAUUUAUCAGCUCGUCCCUCUCAAAACUGAACUUGAGUGACGUGGAUUUCGAACAGGCUUCGGCUCAAAUUGGCUCGGGGUCCGACACUGGUGAGUUCGGGAUGGAGCAAGUCGUCGAGUUAAUUGCUCGACGCUCCGAAGGACUCUUUUUGUACGCCGUUAACGUCGUUCAAGCCAUCAGUGAAGGACGUUUGCGUCUUCACGAGUUGGCCGAGCUACCGGUGGGUAUGGGAGCCUAUCUACAUCAAUUCUUCGCGAGUCAUUUCGCUGAUCAUGACGUGUAUAAGCACCGUAUACGACCCGUACUGGAGGUUUGUUGUGCAGCGUACGAGCCCCUCCCUUUAGCAACACUUGCUCGAGUAUUGGAAUGGGACGUGUACGAACAGAGAGAUGCAGCUGCUAUGCUUGGUUCUCUCUUCUCGAUAGAAGCCGGACAUGACCCGGAAGCGCAGCUACUGCGACCAUUUCACUCGUCCGUCUUGGAUUGGGUACGUGACAGCAACAGCUCUGGCGUCUUCUUUGUCGAUGUGGCAUCCGGACACGAGCGGCUUGGUCGCUGGGCGGCACGAGAGCACCAGACACUCACUCGCAGCAAUGUUUCCGAGUUUGUCAACCUCAACUAUGAACUGGAAGCUACGGGCGAUGAAAAACUUAAGGCGAAGAUUUACAUUGUACGCAAUGCCUGCAACCACUUGAUGCAAGCUACUGGAGAGGACUGCAUGCGGCUCGUUGCGGCGUUUGCAGCAGAUGAAAAGUUUCAGCUAGCGCGUCGGCUUUUGCACGUUCGUGCUGAGGGUUUGCAGAGCUUUUUCCAUGGAGACAUCUCUCGUGAGAAAGCGCAGGAGCUUCUGGCACGACGUCAACCUCAUCGAGUUGGCAGUUUUCUCAUCCGCUACACGGCACGACAACGCACAUACUGCGCUUCGUUCGUUGCUGCGCUGGAUGACGCAACUGGUGCGCCCAAGUUCCGUCACAAUUUGAUCCACCACUUAGAGAAUGGCUCGUACUCGACUGUUCCACCAGCAGAGGUGACGGAGAAAACGAUCUUGUAUCCAGAUCUCAUAAGCUUCGUCGAGCAGUACCAGCGCAAAGGAGUCCUGACAGCUCCAGUCGCACGUGACGUGCCUUUGAAUCGAGAGAUAUCCAGAUAA
Messenger RNA from Phytophthora infestans T30-4, 3141 nucleotides. RefSeq lists its product as uncharacterized. The record is from RefSeq and is a predicted model, not a curated record. Bases 1 to 3141 code for a protein of 1046 amino acids. Gene Ontology annotation, biological process: signal transduction. The transcript is spliced from 7 exons. NCBI's taxonomy places the organism in Eukaryota, Oomycota, Peronosporomycetes, Peronosporales, Peronosporaceae.